AUGCUCUCCAAGAAGCAGCGCCAGCGAGAGCUUGCCUGUGCUGAAGAUAUAUCACUUCUCUCCAUUCUGAGCCCUCCUUCAUACUCUCUGCUGGUGAACAAGCCACCAUUCCUAAAGUCCCAACCUGACUCUUCGCGAGUUUUGCCGUUCGAAACCGAAGUCAGUCUGGCAAGCACUUUGGCUUUCCUCUCUGGUAUCUCCGACGACCCCAGCCAUGUGGUGGCAGCCUCUGUGGAAGAGUUGGGAAAUGGAAACGGGAUAUGUGUCAGAGUGGCCAUCAACAAAGACCAUGCCGGCGGCGGAGAUGAUGUGUUGGAAAGGAUCCAGGAUGGGUUGCAAAGGGUGCUGAAGUGUCUAGCCCCCAAACACACAGACUCAGACGAUCACACCCACGAUCAGACUUUGACGGCGAUACUGGAUAUGUCCCAACCACGGCUGCUAUCUCGUCUCGGAGUUCAGCGGGCUGGAAUAAAGAAGGCCGCAAAGGACAGGUCCUUUUUCGGUUCACCCAUUCAGCAAAUCAUCAAUGCUGUCAGCCAAUACAAAUACACCAAGAAGGUGGAGGCAGAAGCUCGCAGAUUUAUUAAACUGGCUGGGGAGCUACUCACUCACCUCGAACAGCUCAAGACUUGCAAAGUAGUAGCUCUAACAGCCUGUUUCAAACGGGUCACUUACACGUCGUCCCAGCUUAUAGCAAGCAUCAAGUUUGACAAGCUAUUCUCAGCACUGAAUAUCGACCCAUUGAUGAAAACUGGGUUUGUCACUCGACUUGGAAAGAUUGCCCGGUACUACGAGAGUUCGCACUUUCUAGUCCAGCUGGCGAAGAGGAGCAUACUUUUUGACCACACGGAGGUCACAACGAUCAAAUUAAACGAGGAAGCAUUUUUGAGAGUUCCAAACUCUGAGACCAUUCAUCGACUAUCAGAAUGCCUCUCACGUUGCCAUCCCGGCGCUCCAUUGCCUCUCAAUAUCAACAAAAUCUGCCAAAAGGUCAAGACGGACCCGACAACGGCCAACGCAGUGUUUGGGAAGGCAACCAGGAAGAUACUGGCUGAGUCAAAGGUCCAUGCGGAAGUGCAGAUAGUGGCCUACUAUGGGCUUCAUCCAGUGGCGCGCAAGCCCCGGGUAAUAUGCUCAAACAAGGACGCAUGCUAUAUGUGCAACUUGUUCAUUCAAGUUCACGGGAUGUACUAUGUGCCCAAGAGCCAUGGAAGAUUGUAUACUGGCUGGAGGGUCCCGCCUAUAUCUUCCCUCAACGACGCACAUGCUCAGCUUGACAAAGCUUUGCAGAACAAGAUCAGGGAUGUUGUUCAGGAGUUCAAGGAUUUUGGCGAUCGAGAACGGGUAUUGGAUCUCAAUCAGAAUGAGAGCACCAUCUUUCCAUUCACGACCCUUAUGUCGUCGCUGGAAAGCAUAUCACUGCCCGUGGCAAAGCCUCCACAGGCCGGUCAGGUGCAGAAGCCUCCGCGACCACCCCAGAGACUACACGAGCCACCUCAGCGUCGAUUACCCGAGCGACCACAAUCAGAGCAACGACAGCCAGAGCAAUCGCAAGAGCAACCACAAGAGCUAUCGCCUGCAACUACACAACUGUCCAAGCCUCACAUAGUCAAAACAAGCACCCCGCGCAUAGAACGUCGAGAUGAGAGAAUCACUGAUCAACAGCCUACUAUUGAACCAACUUCAUCAACCUCCAAGUCAUCUUCAACACCUGUGUUCAGCCCAACACUUGUAGCGCCAUCUCCAGAAGAUCUUCCAUCGCCUCCGAGACCAAAACCGCCAGUAAAACAAGACACGCCCAUCCCCGUAAAAACCCUUCCAAAACCAACCCUCGCCAACCUCUCGCUCCUCGACCAACAAUCUCCCGACCUAUUGGAAAACCAAAAACCAACACGACAAACGAGCCGAACUUCGUCAGAGCCAGCAGAGGUAACCCCUUCUCUGCCCACCAAAGCCCAAAACUCGCGAGGAAGCGAGGGUAAAAGGGUGGAGUCGUCUGAGCAAAAAGGAAAAGUCUUGCUCCAAAGGGGGAAAACCACUGGUAUUUGGAUGGACGAGGGGGUGCUGCCGCCUGUUUUUACGGCUGGGGGGCUGGAUAUCUUUUUGGAGAAUGUGACUGAAUGUAAAAGAGGGAGAAAAAGGGGAAGCACCGGGAAGGUGGUGAGGGUGGAUUUAACUUGGUUGGGUGGGGAGGGUGAGAGAAGGCCAAGGAUGAAGAGGGGGAGGAAUUAUCAUUUCCUAGAGGGGCUGGAGAGGGGGAUGGAGGUCGAUGGGGGGAGCGGAGAGGUUGUGGUUUUGGAGGGGGGUGGGGAGGUGGUUGUUGUUGAGGUUGUUGGGGAGGGAAGGGGGAAGGGGGUGUCGGGGGGUAAGGCCGAAUGGGCAUGA
Podospora anserina S mat+ is the source of this 2385-nucleotide messenger RNA. RefSeq lists its product as uncharacterized. NCBI's taxonomy places the organism in Eukaryota, Fungi, Ascomycota, Sordariomycetes, Sordariales, Podosporaceae. The record is from RefSeq and is a predicted model, not a curated record. The transcript has a single exon. The coding region runs from base 1 to 2385 and encodes 794 amino acids.